CUAACGUAAUGUCUUGAUAUGUGUGUGUGUGUGUGUGUAUAAGAAAGGAGGGGUCAUUGAGUUCUAGGGUGGAGCAGCCAUGGGAGAAGAGUUCAAGCACUUGGUGCUCGUAAAGUUUAAGGAAGGAGCAGCGGUGGAAGAGAUUCUCAAAGGCAUGGAGAACCUCGUCUCUGAAGUCGAAGCUGUCAAAUCCUUUGAGUGGGGACAGGAAAUGGAGGGACCAGAGAUGCUUACACAGGGAUUCACGCAUGCCUUCUUGAUGACAUUUGAAAACAAGGAGGCUCAUACCGCGUUCGUGGGACAUCCCAAGCAUGUUGAAUUCUCUGCAACCUUCUCGGCAGCCAUUGACAAGAUUGUGGUGCUUGAUUUCCCAGCUAUUCGUGCCAAACCACCUCUACCAGCUUGAAUAUCAGCCAGUGCCUCUUUGUGUUGGAAAUGUAAAACCCCUACAUGAUGAGUAUUUUUAUAAUAGUACUACUGCUUGUUUUCCAACAAAGCGAUUCUUUUUUCUUUUC
Cucumis sativus (cucumber) is the source of this 515-nucleotide messenger RNA. Its product is annotated as stress-response A/B barrel domain-containing protein At5g22580. Bases 80 to 406 code for a protein of 108 amino acids. The transcript has 2 exons. The record is from RefSeq and is a predicted model, not a curated record. NCBI's taxonomy places the organism in Eukaryota, Viridiplantae, Streptophyta, Magnoliopsida, Cucurbitales, Cucurbitaceae.